Empidonax traillii (willow flycatcher) is the source of this 10262-nucleotide messenger RNA. RefSeq names its product post-GPI attachment to proteins 1 (gene PGAP1). Gene Ontology annotation, molecular function: phosphatidylinositol deacylase activity. Gene Ontology annotation, cellular component: endoplasmic reticulum. Bases 836 to 2689 code for a protein of 617 amino acids. Gene Ontology annotation, biological process: GPI anchor metabolic process; endoplasmic reticulum to Golgi vesicle-mediated transport. The transcript has 23 exons. The record is from RefSeq and is a predicted model, not a curated record. Lineage: Eukaryota; Metazoa; Chordata; Aves; Passeriformes; Tyrannidae.
UUCCCUACCUGUUCUCCCUCAGCACAGGGAGAAAAUUUGUAAUUUCCAACUUCCAUUUACUGUGCAAACCAGUCUUUUAACGCAUUUGUUUUGACAUCAGCUUGAAAUGUUAUCUGAAAUAGUUGUCAUUCCCUUGGUGUUUACCUCCCUGUCUGUUGUACAGAAAGCUGUCUAUAAAUAGUCUCAGCUCAGAUCCUGCUAGGCUGAGAAGAUUAACUCUGCAUUCUCUUUGUCCUAGUAACCAUUCUCUGCAUCUGCUCUACUUUCAUUUCUCUUGUGUGUUGGUGACCAGAAUGUUGCAUGAGGUUUCACGAGUAGUGGUACCACUUCUGUGUUUUGUUUUGGGGGCUGUGUUGUGGUUGUUCAGUUUGGUUUUUUUUAUUUCAUCCCAGGUGUAAUGCACUAAUGGUUCAUAGCUUCAGGUUGUGCAGACAGGUGAUGAGCUGCAUCUGUGGGAGGUGUUUUUGAUGUUGUUAGACCCUAAAAUGUGAUAUGUGCAAUACACUUACACAAAUGAAUAGCUUCAGAGUGGCCAGGUCUUUCUGCGUGGUGUUCUGAUGCUUCUUUUUAUUGAGAAUGUCCUUGAUUUUUCUACAGCAGCUUUUAUUGGCAUGCUUCUAUUCUUGUGUGCCAGGAUCAAUUAUUAAAAUAGUAAGAUUAGUCAUAGAAGCAGUCUUUGAAGAAAUUUUUGAGCUCAGCUGUGCCUAGAGCUUGGGCCUCAACUGACCAUCUCUCCAUAGUGUGGUGCAAAGAACUGAUCCUGGCGACCAUUAGAGCUUUAUUUGAUCUCAUAGAUGAAAACACAAGGCAGAUAACUGAGGAUCCAAAGAAGAGAAUGUCUGUACUGAAUCACCACUUUGUAAGACACCCUGCAAAGAUAUUUGAGGAAAAUCCUGAAGUUUUUACACAACUCCCAGGGAUUUUCAUGUGGAUUACAGUCAAAGCCUCAAAAUGGACUUAUUCAGUUUACAAUGACUCUGAUGGAAAAUAUUUCACGUUUCCUCUUGCAAACCACAGAAAAUCAUACAGUCAUGUUUACUGUGAAAAUAGUAUGUUGGACACGAGUAGUUGGAUUUAUGGCUGCAUGAACAGUAAUUCAUCGAUGUGCCUGGAAGCUACUGAUCUGUCCUGGAGAGCUGAGUUACUUCCAACCACCAAGGUUGUAAUGCUGAAACUUCAGGACUAUCCCUCUUUGUCCCACAUUGUCAUUCAGGUACCAGCUGCAGUUGGCAAUAAGUAUACUUUGGGCUGUGAAUUCUUCCAAGAGGAUUCCAGAACAGUACAGCUUCCUGUUACACAUCUGUUUUCAUUUGGGCUCUCUUCAAGCAAAAUUCUAUUAAAUUCGACUGGCUUACUUUACAAUGUACAGCUCCAGCACUUCAACCAAAUAUAUCAAGCUUUCAAAAUUUAUAUAGAGAGCCACUGCCGGUCACUCAAAGAAAGAAAACCUAGUGUUUACAGACUUCAUAUACCCUGGUCACAUGAAGACUCAAUAAUUGUAGCAAAAGUCCCAUCUCUUACUGAGAUUUCUGCCAAGCUGCAUAUUGCUCAGCCUCAGAAUGACAACAGGGCUCCAGAGUUAAAUAUCUACUCUUCCUCAGACUGUCAGUAUGAAGUUAUUCUGAAGACGUCACUUCUACAGGUUCUUGGGCAAAUAGUAAGGUUCCAUGCUGGUGCUUUUCCUGUCUAUAUUGUUUCUAAUAUUCUUCUUACUUAUGGAGGACAAUUGAGCACAUUGAGGUCAACAGGCCAGUGCUCAGACUUUUUGCUUGAACUAGUUAGGACAGCUAAGCCCUACAAAGUAGAACCUCUUAUAAGCAUUGUUGUGUUUCUGCAGGGGUUUAACUGGUUUAGAGAGAUAUGGGAGUCACUGUCACUACCAGAGGUGGAUGCUGCUGUACUGAGUAGUCAGGAUGCAUGGUUCCCCCUUGUGUCCCUGAUUCUAUUUCUUUUUGGGACAGGCAUUGCCUACUGGAGUGGAGUAUUUUUCUCUACAUCUCUGAGACUCUUCUCUUCAUUAUGGUUAACUCUGAUCAGACCUACUGUACUGCAAAAAGAUAAGUUGAUUACACCCAGAAGACUCUGUGGGAUGUUAUCCCUUGCUUUGGUUAGCUGGACAACUUGUGGUGCAUUUGCUGUAUUCCUUACUUAUCUUCAAUACUUGUUUAAGGUUAUAAAACUGCAUGUGAAUGUAAGAGCAGAACAAAACAAGCUCAACAGGGAUUCAGACCACUCACAAGAAACUUCACAAAACUCCAGUAUACACACAGUCAAACCCCAGAGCUCCAUGGACAGUGUUCCAGAAGAAAGCCAGUCUCCUGCCAACAGUACAACAAUUGCUGAAGCUGUUAACAGUCUUAAGAUGCACUUUACAAUCCUCAAUUUAUUCACAUGGAUUGUGCUGCUCAACUUGCCAUCUUUAAUUUAUUGGCUAAAAAAUCUCAGGUACAAUGUUAGGCUUGAUCCUGAUCCAUGUAGAUCUACAGCUAUUAUCAUCGUGUGCAUUUUAGAAAUUCUAAUGAAUUCAAGUACUUCUGAAGUGAAGUCAAGUAAACUCUUGAAGAUUGCAGCCAAAGUUCAACUCCCUUUGUCUGUUGCGAUGCUGGCCUUUGGACGAAUGCAUUUAUACAGAGUGCCACACUUUGUAACCUUUUCUCUUCUCCUACAUGUGCUGUGCUGUGUUGUGUAGUGUUCAUUCUACACAGGAAGGACAGUGCACUCAAGAAACUUAACACUGGAGAUGGGACGAAUUUCAGCGAAGAAAUGCCUAAAUUAAUAUCAUCGGUUGUUUACGUUAUGUAGGAAAGAGAACAGAACUGUGAAUCCUUUAUGAAAAGUUCAUGGUUCUGUUCAUGUUGCUUGGAAAGCUUUUCACGGUGUUUAUUUCCUGACCCUUAAAAUCAAGUGAUUUAACUGUGUGUAAGCACAUAAAUCGUAUCAGUGCAACAUCUCAGUACUCUGCCUUGUAGACACUUUGAUAUUUCACUGUAUUGCUUUGUUGAAACAGACUUUUUUUACUCACUGUGCCAUACAGUGUGUAUGCUCUGAACUUGCAUCUCUUGCAGGUCUAAAGUAUGCUGGUUAAAACUCAAUACAUUUCAAGCACACUGUGACUAUCACAACAACUACACAGCCAAGUAUACUUUUAAUUAUUUUAUGUACAUUUAAAAGCUGCCACAGUUAUGUCUAGACAAACUAGAAUGUACUGCUUAUAUUGAACUGUUAUUUCUAUCAAAUCAUUUGUUCAAUCAGUGUGAGUUGAACAUUUGUGAGAUUAUUAAAAGUCUUACACUUUUUACUUUUUGUGAGAGUGAGAAAACAACAGUAUUCUAUGUAGCUUUCUAUUCAGGAAGGAUACCAGCAGAUUCAUAAACAAUUUGCUGUGAUGUUGUUUUAAAACAUUUCUCUGGAAUUUUGAAAUUAAUCCUCAGACUUUGUCCAUAUGUAGAAGCUAGCAAACCUUGAGGCGUGGUGUGAGUUAAGUACUGUACUGCACUGUUUCCAAGUGGACAAAGAAGGCUUUUUCCCUAUUGUAAACGGAGAAUCGAUCAUCUCCUAAUAAAUUCCCAUACAUGAAAUGAAUAUGGAAUAGUUACAAUACUGUAAACUCCUGCCCUGCCAUACAGUGCUAACUUCUGCAUGUGGACAAACUCUCGGUAAUAGUGGGAAGUACUGACCAUAAUUAUUAGCUCUGUAUAAACUAUUAUCUUAGUGCCUAGAUGCUACAGUGACUGCCAUUUAUAAUAAAGCCUAAAAAUAGCUCUGUGUAAGGAGUUCUGUCCCCUGGGCAUGUGUUUUGCCAACAGAAGAAAUCGCAGUAGCCAUUAGGUUUAAAUGAUGUGUUGAUUCUGUGUAGAGAUGAGCCUGCUCCUUGCUUCUAUGUUAGCUGUCUCUGCUGUGUCUGAGAAUACCUGUUCCUCUUCAUAUGGAAAUACCAGACCAGCUCAAUCAUCUUCUAGGAAUAAAGAGAGGAAGUCUGCUGCUCACAGUCAAUCAAGUAUAUUCUUGAUAUAGUAGUACAGCCAGCCUGACCCAUUAAUUUAAUUGUAUCUCAUUAAUCUUGCCUAAAGUGCCUCAGUUAGUUCUAACAUGUUUUUAGGGUCCAUUCAUCUGAGCUGGCUGCAAUGACUCAACUCACCCAGGGACUUUCCAGAAUGAAGGACAAAUGUGAAGUAAGGAUGUGUUUUGUUCGCUUACAUCCAAGUCAGCAGUUUGGGUUAUUCGUAAGUCAUUAAAACUGCUGUAACUGAGUAAGGCUAUUGUAGUCAGCCAAACCACUGUCACUGUUAUCAGUAAUCUGUGUGCAGGUGUUCUAGUCUUAACCUUUUUUAAAAAAGGUUAGAUUAUACAUAGUGUUGUAAAUCAGAGAAGUUAUUUGAAUUGAUAAUAUCGUGAUAUUUUCUGAUCAAAUGUAUGCUACAGAAUAUGUAUAUAAGAAUUUGUGUGACUAAUUAUAGCUAAAUCCAACUCUUGGUUUAACAAAAAAUUGCUGUUUAAUUAUAGAAGAAUAGAGAAUUUUUCUACUUGCAAAUGGCUGUGAAUGAAAGAUGGUGGCAGAACUGCUUUAGGGCUGUCUGUGAAACAUGCAGGAUUCUGAUUUCUGCGGAUGAUAAUUUUCCUUGACCUUCAUGGUCCUUUUGACUUACUGCUGUAUUUUACUUCUGAUUUUGUAUUGCCAUCUUAGUGGGCUCUUUAUCUAUUGGCUGGAACUGUUGGUGGCAAGUAUUAAUCAGAAUAAGGAAAGCAAUAUCUCUGCAUGUAGUAGCUUUGAUAGCUUCCAAAAUACACCACAAUGUGAAACCUACUGACUUAAAGCAGCAUAGAAUAACACCAAUUUUUCAAAAUUUAAUUAUUUUUUUUUUAAAGCUGGGAAUUCUAUUGAUGAUUACUAGCACUCUUCAUAAAGUGAGUUCCAGAAUCUUGUAUAUAUUCCUGCUUGAUUUUCAGGUUAAAGGUAGGAAUACAUAUAAUCCUGAGUCUGAGAUCCCAGAGGGACAAGGGUUUUUCACAUCUCCCUCAAUGCUACCUUUUCUCAGAGAUAGUUUACCUUUGGUGGGGAAAGGAGGGGAAGUCUUACUCCUGCUUUGAAUUUAUAUGCAUUGUGUGCCAUUUGAUAGAUUAAAAUUGUUGUCAGAGAUGUGCAUCUGGAUUUUGCAGUGAUCAUGGACUGGACACCUUCAGCUGUUUGGCAGAUUAGGAGUCUAAUCCCAAUUAGAUCUUCUGUAUAAUCAGUGGAUGGUAAUAGGAUUAGAACAAGUCCAGAGAAAAACCCAUCCCAUUCUAAGAGGAUGAAUUAUCCCGCUUGCCAUUCUGGAAGGGACUAGCUUUUAUAGCAUUCUAAAAUGGUAUUUCAGGUGAAAUACAAUAUUGUUUGUUGCUUUUGGACAAGAAGCUUCUGUUAGGUGAAUCUGUACUUCUGCCACUGAUCACAGUUACCAUUUUGGCAGAAAUGUAGGCUAACCCAAUAUAAAUACUUUUAAUUGCAUAUAUGAGGAGGUCUAAGUAUUACUGGAAUAUCCUUUAUUAUGAGUAGGGUGCAUUUAUAAACAGCUUUUGGCAAAUACAUUAUAGUAUCUCUUAUUACCUUUAGCUAAAUUAAAAUUCCAGUUUAUUCUUCAGAUUUUAGGUUAUGUAGACUGUGUGGGAGAAGAACAAGACACAAAUUAACUUGUAAAGGUUUAUACCUCAGGAUGCAUUCAAAAUAGGAACUAUUUAUGUGACUUUAUUGUAACAUUUUUUUAUAAACUAUCAGAAGCAGAAUGAAAAAACAGGGUAAGAACUUAAAGUACUUUGGUGCAGCAUAUAUGUACAGGAGAAUCUUUCUUUGGCAGGGGUAGAUUUUAAGAUGAGAAGCUUUUAUUGAUAUCUUUGUACCCUGAAAUUACUCAUGAAGUCUCUAAUCUAUUCUGGUUGAUGUCAUCAGACUUGGUUCCUCAGUCUCCCAUGCUGCAGCCCCAGGACCUACACGUGUAGCAAAUGGUUCAUAGGAGGUCUCUCUGAGUCUGGUAAGGGAGGACUCACCUCUUAACUGGAGUUACCAAAUGCACCUGGAAACUGAAGAAUGAACGUUGUCCAAAGGUGGUAUUUUUAGUUUUGAUUUAAAGGUUGGUUGCAGUGUGUCACAUUUCAGCAUCCUGUUAAAAGGGGGUUUUGAGUUUUGGUGGGAGGGGUUUUUUUUUUUACAUGUUUUAUUUCCAAAGAACUUGCAAUAAAUGGAAUUUAAGUUAAUGUUAUUUCCAGUAUUUAAAGUUCUGCCCUGAUUUUGGUUUUGAGUGAGCUCACUCAUGUAUCAAUUCACUCCUGAAUAUUAAUUGACUAAGUUUUACAACAGAUGAAUAACAGCAAAACCCUAAACAGUGCAGGAGUAAUAUAUUGCAGGAGUCAUAGAGACUGCCUGUCUGUCUAAGGGAAUUUUUCAAUAACCUCAUUGGACUAUCUUUAAAGUCAGUGAUUAAUAAAAUAAAGUUUAUUGGCACUUAAAAAACCCCAAAGCAUUGCAUAUUUUGGUAUUCGACACGACAGCUAAUUUUCCAUGUGUUUGCAAGUAACAAAGUGAUGACCUUGUUACUUGACUUUUUUUCUGAAAUCUGAUACAUCCGCUUCUAAGCUUUGACAGGACAGAAUAAAGUCAAUUAUGUGCCUGUCAAUAAAUGUUAACAUUUGAGAAACUUUCCUUUGAAUCUAGUUUAUUUCAAUACAGUGAUGAGUGUGUUUAGACUUGAUUUGUGCUGAGAAAAAACCAGCCAUUUGCUGACCUUCAAUACUCUGAGUUAUGAAAUGAUUUUGGAAGCUGUUAUAGUGUCUGUACAGAAUUGUACUGCUGUUUGAAGUCGCUCAGCUACUAGAAAAUUGUUGUUGUAAAACAGGCUAAAAUCUUAAUGCUUGUUUUUCAUUUAAUGGUGAAUGUUGCUAACUGAAUUUACAGCUUUGACAUUUUGCAUCUCUUUUUUGUCUGGGAGAUAAUCAAGCUAGCUUUUAUAAGCACUUAGCUUGGUACUGUGAAAUAUAAAAUUUUCCUCACUGUUCCUUUAGGGGAGGCAUACUUACAUACUUUUGUCACCAAAGCUCCUUGCUGCUGUUAUAUAGCCUCUAGGAAAUGUGUAUGAACAACAAUUCAAAACUAAUUCCUUUUUUUAUGCUAAAGUAAGAUAGUUUUUCUACCUUUUUCUUAGAACCAGGACUUUAGGCUAGAAGAUUAGAAUCUGUAAAAUCUUAGAAAAUUUAUUUGAAAACCUUUUGUGAAGAUUACGCUUUCUUAUUUAUGGAAGAAGGUGUUCAGUGCUUUUAAUCAGCUCAUCUAUCCUCAAACUUAAAUAAAAACUAUGUGUUUUGUCUUAUUAAUAAACAUUAAUGCUUUUAAAAAUUAAUUUUAAGCAUUUAAGGAGAAAAUUCCAUGGCUCUUACUUAAGGAAAUCUGCCCAGAACCUCCAUUUUUCAGGUCUAGGGAUGUAACAGCCUAAUAUGUGCUUGUUACCUUGUAGCGAGAAAACCUGAGGUGGGAUGUUUUGACUUUAAUUUUGCUGAAGAUUUAGGGUUUCAUUCUGCAUUCUUGAAAGUAGAGAGAUUUUGCUACUCAUGCUGUCAUAAACAAGCAUUUUGUGCGUAACCUCUCUUCCGAUAUUGGCAGGCUGUGGUCUAGAUUCUGUAGGAAUUCGUGUGGUAUCAGAGCUAAUUUUGCAUCUCUAAAGACCAGGAAUGGCACACAGAAACUUGUUGUUUUGUGGCACAUCAUUCCAGUUCCUCCUUCCCCUGCAGUUAUCUUUGGUUUGCAGGGUCCUUCCCCUGUAGUACAAACCACAGUGUUCAGAGAACAUCAGGUCUGGUGAAAACACACAGCAGCUGUCCUGUAGACUGUUUCCUAGUGAAGUUUUGCCUGUUUGUUGAAAUACCAGCCAAGACUCUUCCUUUUUUUCCCCUUCAACUUAAAUAGUUUCAGGGUAUAUAUAUAUUAAGCAUCGUAUGUGCAAGUGUGUUGAUGUUUAGUUUUAUAAAAGGCUGAGUGCACCGUUUUGGCAUCGAUGCAGGCUUCAGUAUUUUCCACCUACGUCACUCUGAGUGUGAAAACAGUAUUUGAGACUGCAGCACUUGACAACUGAAACGUUUUACAGAAGUAGACAGGUAGUAGACAGGACACAUAAUAAUUAGAGUGCCAGACCAAAACUGAAAUGUGAAAUUCCUCACUGUGACUUUGAACUUGUAGCUUUCUAGAGAUAAAAAAAAUAGAAAAAAAAUACUGUGCCUUAAACCAGUAAAUGGAUACACUCUUAACUGUAGCCUGUGGACUUCUGUAGCCUUAUAUUUGAUUUUUGAAGUUGACCAAAAAUGUUUGUGUGGAUCAUACUGAAACUUGAUUUGGGGAAAAUACUUAAUUCUUUUGACCCCAUUUUGCGCUUAGAGAAAUGAAGAUUUAUGACAAGUACAAUAUAUUUUUGGUUUGGAAUCACACCCAAAGUUAGAAAGCUUUGUCUGACCUUAAUUUCUCGAAUCUUUUUGUUAUGUAAAAAAGAAAAAAUAAGGAAAAUUAGUCUCAGAAAUUUGUCUCAACUUUGAAGUCUGUGUGUCAAGUUAUUUUGAAACAUUUUGUUCUUCAUCUUCGCCAAAAGAAAAGAAAAUCCUCUUACUGUAGUUUAUGCAAAAUACUGUAUUUAAACCACUGAGUAUCAAAAAUCUAUGCUGGUAUGAGAAGAAAACUAGAAAGGGGUGAGAUUGUUUGUGUUGAGACACCAGAAGUUUUGAAUAAUAAAUUUCACUUUUUAGGAAAAAUAUUCACAUAUAAGUCCCUGGAAAUUAUGUGUAAAUUCCCUUUUUUUGGGGAAAAAAUUACACAUUAUUCUUCCUGAUUCAUUAAAGAAAACCAGAAAUAGUCAAGAUCUUAAAAUCUUGUUUUAGUACAGUAGAAGAUUUCUUACACAUGUUUGAUAUGAAGAGCUAAGGGAAAGCCACUGCUGGCUUUCCUUUUAUGUCUCUAGAGGAUUUGUUGUGUGUUUUGAACAGACACCCACAAAUUGGGACUUCAUCACCUUACCUGUGUUGGUACCAUGUACCACUGAAUGUGGAAAAAUGAUGCCAUCUCAAAGCUUAUCGUUGUACUGGGGGUAUUUAGUCCUGCACACACAAUGACUGCAUGGCAGCAGAUCACAGUAGUUGUUUGCAGCAAUACAAAUCAAAGCUAUUAACCUUUUUUUAUUGAGAACAUCUAUUGAAUCUGGGUGCCACAGUGCUGCUGGUGCUGUGGCACAAUAGAUAACAUGCAAUUUUUGUGUCCUCCCUGUUACUUCCUUCUUGUGUGUUCAUUUAGGACUCUUACAACUUAUUCUGGUCGCCCGAGUUUUUCUUUUGUGCUGAUGUUUCAGUAAUCCCACUCAUUGGUGAUUUCCUACAGGAAUGUUCUAGUAUUAAGAAUUAUUGAGAUGGUAGAACUAUAUUUAAGGCCUUUAUAUAUGAUGAUAACUCGAGGAAAACUCUGUAAUUUGAUUCCCCACCUACCUUUUAAUUGUUUUUUCCAGGCACAAAGACAGAAAGAUGUUGGCAAAAAUAUCUGGUUUGGGUAAUUAGAGGGGAGAUGCUUGUUUGGUUUUAAGAGGACUUCAAACUUGGAAGAACACAUACAUAAUUUUUGGAAAAAUCUAUCACAAGCAACCUGUCUUAUAUGUUUUUAACUCUUCCUCUGUUUUCAGCUCUGACAUAGCCACUGUAAACCUGCUGUUGUGUUGUGUAUGGAACUAAUUCUUAAUAAUUACAGGUUUCUGGAGAUGUUGACAGUCUUAUCUGUAAAUGUUUUAAUGAUGCUAUAGUAAAUUAUUGUGCUUAUUAAAAUGUUUAUAACCAAGUUGCUGCAGAUUGUGCCAUGCAUUGUAAGCUCUGGCAAAGUCCUUGUCUUGUGAGAUGCUCAGAAAAACUUGGAGAAGAGGUAUUUUCAGCUAAUGUUGAAAUUGCAGAAAACUGAAAUCUCAUAGUCUUUAAAAACUGUGCUUUUAGAUACUGGUACUUUUUGUUGUAGUUGAGGGUAACUUGAUUGGGAACUACUCUGGGAUUUUCACAUUUUGUUUGACGUUUUCCCAGUCUGCAAUGUAUACUUCAAAUUUUUUUUAUUUGUCUUUUUUUUUACCUAAACGUGCAUGACUUAGAGUACGUUGUAUAGCAUACCCCCUGCUAAAUAAACACUUUUGUAUAUUUUUGUACGGCGUCCUAACGUGGUUGCAUUAGUACAGAUGGUGGUAAUUCACAAAAAAGUGCCACUUACCAGUUCUAGUCUGUAGAGU